AACGAACCGUCGUCCGAAUACUGAGUACCUAUAGUGUUUUGUGAUAAGGUCAAACCACUCGUAUCUACAUAAUAUUAUGUACUACAGCAUGUUUGUAGGUACUAAUAAACCUUAACAGUUAUACAGCCUGUGUAAAAUGAAGAUUAUUAUCUAUAAUUCAUAAGACAUGGUGCUUAUAAAGAAAUGUUAUAAUUAGUGGAAUUCGUUAUAAUGAAACAGCAGGCAUAACAGAUAAAACAUCAACAAGGCCAAAAAAUAAAAUCAAAACAUACAAAAUACAAAAUUCGAAUCGAUUGUUACAUAAUUCGAACUUUUUGCAAGGAAAGCUGCAAUAUCGCGUGCAACAGAUGAGCAGUCUUGUUUUGUUCGCGUGAAAAACUGUAUCGACGACAUUGCCCGCGGGACUGCUUGCGCGUAAAAAUUGAGACUUCUAGUAAGUGCGAAUUUGACGGGAGGGAGGAGCGCACCGGUUUGGAGGAAGAGUGGAUCGCAAACGGUGACGAAAUUUCGCGCGGGAAAGGCUUCCGAGGUCGCACCGGCAACCGACCAAGUAUUGUUGUUUAUUGUAAUACUAACAUUAAUACGACGACGGUUGGUCGCGGCAUACUAUGUCGCGUUCGCGAUCAUUAUUUGAAACUCGCCGCCGCGUGCCUCUUCGAUAAUGCGAUUGCGCCGGUCCUCCGCGAUUCUUCUUAUUUAAAAAACGCGCGGUCGUUACAUACACAUGAUAAUAUAUAAUAAUAUUAUACUACAUUUAUUUUUUGCCGAUAAAAAUAUAAAACGGACGUCGAUCUAAAUAGAUUAAAAUACAUGUACAUAACAUUAUUAUAUAUGAUUAUAACAUAAUAUUACGUUUUACAAUCGUUUUUUGUCGAUUUUCUUAUUCUUUUAUCUUAUUCUCAUACAUUCUUGUUCGUCUCCUUCGCCUUCCUCGAAUCUGACGCAAGCCGACCGUCCGGUUAGGUCAUCUCAUAAGUGCGGUCACCACCAUCAUUCCAAUUGCGCUUUUAUAUAUUAUUAUUAUAAUACACACACACACACACAUAACAAUAAUACAUUCUUUGGGAAUAAUGCGAUUUAUCAACAACGUUAAUAUCAUACUAUAAUCAUAAUCGUCUGAAGCUACCGCCGAGUCGUCUACAUACGUUCCCUCCACCGCCGGGCGAUCAAAGGCUGAUAAUAUUAUAAUAUUAUCAUAAGCCGCAUCGCAUUAAUCGCCGAAGACGAUUAUCGAUCGGAACAGACGACAAUCUCGCGUCAGUCUUCCGCCGACUGUCGCACCACUCGCCCGCGGAGCAUAACAGUCGACUGCAACAUAUAAUAUUAUAACAAUAACAAUCGCCAUUUCAGUCUGCAACCGAUGGCCGUCCGACCUGAAAACUUUACCAUGAGGAAUCUCGUUCGAGUCGCGUUUCUCCUGGUCGCUUGCAGUGUAUCCCAGAUAUGUGCAAGUUUUUCCUUCAACACCAAGGAUUUAGUAUUGUUGGUGAAUGACUCGACAACACUCACAUUGACCUUAACGGACAAUGUAUUAAGAAAUACCACAUUGAUCCUCAGCACUAAUCAUAAAGAUUUACUGACAACAAAUGUUACCAAAAUAGAAGUCACUAAUUCUACAGGUACAAAUGUUUGGCCAGUUGAGUUGUUUGGUCAUGACGCCGGCCACGACUUACUAAAAGUUGAUGCAUUUCCUCCUUCCAUAAAAUGCAGUGAUGCUUUUGUUAGAGUAACUCUUCAACAUUCAAAUGAAUUGGCUUUAUUCAGUGUUAUUGUUGGAUGGGUUUAUUUUGUUGCAUGGUCAAUAUCAUUUUAUCCUCAGAUGUAUGAAAACUGGAGACGGAAAAGUGUUGUAGGUUUAAAUUUUGACUUCAUUGCAUUGAACUUGGUUGGAUUUAUUUUAUAUUCCAUGUUCAACGUUGGCCUGUGGAUACCUGAAAUUGAAAAAGAUUACAUUUCCCGAAAUCCUCGAGGACUAAAUCCAGUUCAAUUAAAUGACAUAUUCUUUUCUAUUCAUGCUGUAUUUGCUACUUUGAUAACUGUGAUCCAAUGUUAUUGCUAUGAGAAAGGUGAUCAACAGGUUUCUCGAACAGCUAAAUCAAUCAUGUCAUUCUAUGGAUUAAUAAUUGCCGUACUAUUAGUUCUUGUAUAUUUACAAAAAAUAGUGUGGUUGGACUUCCUUUAUUAUUGCUCAUAUAUCAAGUUGACCAUAACGCUCAUCAAAUACAUUCCACAAGCGGUAAUGAAUUAUAAGCGUAAAAGUACAAUUGGUUGGAGUAUUGGCAACAUAUUCUUGGAUUUUACAGGAGGAAUACUUAGCAUAUUACAGAUGAUUAUUAACGCUUACAAUUACAAUGACUGGGCCUCAGUUUUUGGCGAUCCAACCAAAUUUGGUUUGGGUUUGCUUUCAGUGAUUUUCGACAUACUAUUCUUCUUACAACAUUAUGUAUUCUACAGUGGAGUAAACUAUGCAGAAUUUGAAAGUUAUAAUGAGGUAGAAGUGGAGGAUGAGGUUACUAAUUCAGAAGAGCAUCCUAAACCAACUGAUAAAUCAGAUGACCAGAUAUGUUAAAAACAAAAUUAUUAUUUUGACUGUAGACUUUGAUUAAUCUCAGUCAUUAGUUUGAUUAUGUUAAACAUUAUAAUCGCAUAGGUAUAUCCAAACAAGACUGAACAUAAUAUCUACUUAACACCAAAGUUAUUUUAAGAUUUAUUUAUUUAUUUAUUUUUGUACAAUAUUUAUACCAUGUUUUAUACUUAUAUUUUAAUAACUAAUUUAUACAAAAAUGUGAAAUACCACUUUUUAUAGGAAAACAUAAUUUUUUAGAUUGAAACUUCUAUUUAUAGAGAUUAUGGUGCUCGGCUAUUUUCAAAGCCACCCCUAAUGUGCACCUAAUUCCUGCCACUAAUAAUGCAAUAACUAUUAUAUUAUUAUAUAUUACAUACUAUUUUAUGAUAAACACACUCAAACCACUGAAAAGUAUUCAAGGUAUUUAUUACCAUAGUAAUAAUUGUAUGAUUAUUGAUUCUAUUUACGAAAUAAUGGAAUAAUAAGUUUUGUAAAUGUAAAUACUGUAUCAUACUAUCAUAUUAUACACCUAUAUAGCUACUUAAUACCUGCAACUAUACUAGAUAGCAGAUACUAACUAUUAUACAUUAACCAUGAGGCAUGAAUUAAUAAUUACUAAUUAGUGUUAAUUGAAUAUAUGAUAGUAUGAUACAAUAAUUAAAUUAUUAGAUUUUGGUUUGUGGUAACAUUAAAUGUAUCGACAUUUACUGAUUAUAUUUUUUUAUAAAUAUAUUUAUAAGAAUCCAUUAGUAUACAUAAUUAAUAAUAGUGUAUUAGUGUUUAUAGUUGGCACACAAAAUAUAUUAAACGUAUAUUUUGUUUUUUUUAUUUAUUUGCGUAGUACUAAUAAGCAAUAUUAGAACUAUUAGAAUCUAAACAAUUAGAAAUAUAAAUUUUAUUUACCUGAGACUGAAAGCAACGAAUAAUUAUAAGUUAUAGUUCAGUAGGUAUACACAUUACACACUGUCAUGAAGUAUACCUAUAUUGUAUAAUUUAUUUCAUUUUUUCAUAUUUGAAUUUAGUUACUUAUUAUACACUCCAAUACUCAAUUAUAAUUUAUCAGUAUAUAAUAAAAUAAUAUUUUAUAUAUCAGAGUCA
Aphis gossypii (cotton aphid) is the source of this 3664-nucleotide messenger RNA. RefSeq names its product cystinosin homolog (gene Ctns). Gene Ontology annotation, cellular component: lysosomal membrane. Gene Ontology annotation, biological process: L-cystine transport. The transcript is spliced from 13 exons. Gene Ontology annotation, molecular function: L-cystine transmembrane transporter activity. NCBI's taxonomy places the organism in Eukaryota, Metazoa, Arthropoda, Insecta, Hemiptera, Aphididae. The record is from RefSeq and is a predicted model, not a curated record. The coding region runs from base 1361 to 2569 and encodes 402 amino acids.